CACCAUUACUGAACAUAGAUUCACCAAAAUAGAGAAAAAUCCAACAGUUUCCAUCUCAAUGUCUGUCCCUACUGAGCUGAAACUGACAACAGGUUCAAACUAUACAUGUAUUUAAUUAAAAAGCAGACUCCAUACAAAGAUGUCAGCAAGUGAAAACUGAAUGCAACCCAUCCAUCAUUCACGAACUUUGUAUCUUAACAUCCAAAUGUAGCCUAAGAAAUGGUGAACAUACUUGAAAUUUUCUUUUCUUUUCUUUUUCUUUUUUUUUUUCUGUUAUGGUAUUUAGUGUAGGAAGAAACUAGUUGGCAUCUUUUUAGAUGAAGUGAGGAAAAGGAAAGAGAUGGGCACUCAGAAACAGGAUUUCAUGCAGAUGAUGAUGGAUUCUACUGAUGAAAAUGCAGAAAAGAUAUGUGUUGUGGAGGUGGUGGAGAACAUAAUUUGCUUAAUUUUAGGUGGUUAUGAGUCUACCUCAAAUGUCAUGACGUGGGCCGUUUACUAUCUUGCCAGGUACCCAUCAGUACUAAAUAAACUCAAGGAGGAGAUACAUGGGAUCACAAAUAGGAAAUCUAAGGACGAGCUUCUUACACCUGAAGAUAUCAAAGAAAUGAAGUAUACUUCAAAGGUAACUGAUGAACUGAUUUGCUUGUCCAAUGUGUCACCCUUCUCAUUCAGAAGAGUGGUGAAAGAUAAUGUAAUUCUUAACGAUAAGUAUGAAAAAAAAAAAAAAACAUGCAUGAAACAUCAUAAACCCAAGUGUCAUGAUUUGUUUAAUAUUAGAUGUGUGUUGUAUCUUGUGCCAAUUUUGAAGUACUUUUAAGAUGAACAAGCUACAAGAUCCCAAAGAAAUUGGAAAGUCAUCGUGUGGAUCCACUCUACACAU
This is a messenger RNA of Magnolia sinica, 880 nucleotides long. Its product is annotated as beta-amyrin 11-oxidase-like. NCBI's taxonomy places the organism in Eukaryota, Viridiplantae, Streptophyta, Magnoliopsida, Magnoliales, Magnoliaceae. Bases 341 to 817 code for a protein of 158 amino acids. The record is from RefSeq and is a predicted model, not a curated record. The transcript is spliced from 3 exons. Gene Ontology annotation, biological process: sterol metabolic process; multicellular organism development; brassinosteroid biosynthetic process. Gene Ontology annotation, molecular function: heme binding; monooxygenase activity; iron ion binding.